Molecule: messenger RNA, 348 nt
Organism: Raphanus sativus (radish)
Lineage: Eukaryota; Viridiplantae; Streptophyta; Magnoliopsida; Brassicales; Brassicaceae
Exons: 2
Coding region: 1-348 (115 amino acids)
Molecular function (GO): zinc ion binding
Source: RefSeq, a predicted model, not a curated record
AUGAACCGUGGAUUUCCUUCAAACUGUGGGUGUGGAGCAGGGAUUACGACAUUCACAUCAGGCACUCAAGAGAAUCCUGGACGUCCUUUCUUUCGCUGUGAAACCAGAGGAGAGGAUCACUUGUUCAAAUGGGUGGAAGAAGCGAUGCUUGAAGAGGUUGAAGAUGUACUGCCUAAAGUCGAAGUUCAUGGAACUGAGAUAGCAAAAAUGAAAGCCGAGAUUGAAGAGUUGAUGGAAAUUUGUUUGAACAACAAAAUCGAAAUCCAGAAGAACAAAGCUGUUACGAAAUGUCUUGUGGUGUAUGCUUGCAUCGUUAGUGUUGCAUUUGGUGCAUAUGUUCUCUACUAA